Emys orbicularis (European pond turtle) is the source of this 1050-nucleotide messenger RNA. Its product is annotated as relaxin-3 receptor 1-like. Gene Ontology annotation, molecular function: C-C chemokine binding; C-C chemokine receptor activity. Gene Ontology annotation, biological process: immune response; calcium-mediated signaling; G protein-coupled receptor signaling pathway. The transcript has a single exon. The coding region runs from base 1 to 1050 and encodes 349 amino acids. Gene Ontology annotation, cellular component: external side of plasma membrane; membrane. NCBI's taxonomy places the organism in Eukaryota, Metazoa, Chordata, Testudines, Emydidae. The record is from RefSeq and is a predicted model, not a curated record.
AUGUUCCCAGCCCGCGGCGGGGCGGCCUGGCUGGACCGGGGCCCCGCCAACGCGUCCGGCGGGCGCCCGAACACCUCGGCCUGGGAGCGGCCGAGCUUCCGCACCCUGCAGGAGAUGGCGGUGCCGGCCCGCGCCGCCCUGGCGCUGCGGAUCCUGAUCGCCGCCGUCUACCUGGGCGUGUGCGCCCUGGGCGCGGUGGGCAACCUGCUGGUGCUGCUGCUGCUGCGGGGGCGGCCGCGGCGCCCCCGCUCCAGCCUCGACGCCUUCGUGCGCAACCUGGCGGCCACCGACCUGCAGUUCGCGCUGACCCUGCCCUUCUGGGCCGCCGACACGGCGCUGGAUUUCAGCUGGCCCUUCGGGGGCCCGCUCUGCACCCUGGUGCUCUCCGCCACCGUGCUCAACAUGUACGCCAGCGCCUUCUUCCUCACCGCCCUCAGCGUGGCCCGCUACCGCUCCGUGGCCUCGGCCCUGCGGCGCCCCAGCGGCCGCCUGCGCCCCGGCUCCGUGCGCUGCCUCUGCGCGCUCCUCUGGGCCGCCGCCUGCCUGGCCACCCUGCCCGCCGCCCUCUUCUCCGCCGUGCGCCGCGUGGCCGGCGAGCCGCUCUGCCUGCUGCGCUUCCCCGAGGGCCGGGACUGGCUGGCCCUCUACCACCUGCAGAAGAUCCUCCUGGGCUUCGUGCUGCCCCUGGCCACCCUGGGCCUCUGCUACCUGCUGCUGCUGCGCCGCCUGGGCAGCGCCCGGCCCCGGGGCUCCCGGGUCACCCGCGCCGUCACCAUCGCUGUGCUGGCCUUCUUCCUCUGCUGGAUGCCCAACCAGGCCCUCACCCUCUGGGGCGUGCUGGUGAAGCUGGGCGCCCUGCCCUGGGACAGAGCCUACUACCUGGUGCACGCCUACCUCUUCCCCGUCACCGUGUGCCUGGCGCACGCCAACAGCGGCCUCAACCCCCUGUUGUACUGCCUGCUGCGCCCCGAGUUCCGCCAGCGGCUCCGGGAGCUGUGCUGGGGCCGCGGGAGGAUGGGAGCCAGGGCGCGGAGCCUUGGCACCGGGUGA